Messenger RNA from Dreissena polymorpha, 642 nucleotides. RefSeq lists its product as uncharacterized. The record is from RefSeq and is a predicted model, not a curated record. Lineage: Eukaryota; Metazoa; Mollusca; Bivalvia; Myida; Dreissenidae. The transcript has a single exon. Bases 1 to 642 code for a protein of 213 amino acids. Gene Ontology annotation, molecular function: nucleic acid binding.
AUGGCGCUUAUUAAGAAGAGGAGGGCUAGAUCAUUGCAAUUAUACAUGAAGUUAAGAGGUGGAAGAUGGAAGAACUGUGUUACUUCUGAUGAGUCAUUGCUCUAUUUAGGUUGGUCGUACGGGCGACGCAAAGUUUGCUACAUGAGAAAAGGUGACACAAUUAGCGACAAACUUAAGUUCGUUAAGCGGGACUCUUUUGCCAAGGGUUUCAUGGCAUGGGCUGGUGUAUCUUAUAGAGGAAAUACCGAUAUUCGCUUUAUCAACAAAGGAACUAAAGUUAAUAGCAAUUUCUACAUCAAUAAGGUAUUGAACCCGCUUCUUCGAAAUGACGUUCCGAAACUGUUUCCAGAAGGUCGGAAGUCAAUGGUGUUCCAUCAGGACAGUGCCUCAAGUCACACAUCUAAACAGACACUCCAGUUUCUUAAGAAGGAAAACGUGAACUUUAUUGACCGUGACGAAUGGAUGCCGAAGUCUCCGGAUGCUUCUCAAACGGACUUUGGUAUAUGGGGAAUCUUUAAACGCCGUCUACAGAAGCGCAACGUUAACUAUGUUAUAGGUCUUAAAAAAGCUCUUAAGGACGAGUGGAGAAAACUGAACCAAACUAUUAUUAAUAAGACUCUUGAAUUGUGGCCAAAAAGGUAG